AUUCUUGCAAAUGAAGGCCCCAGGGUAGAGGAAAUCAUCCAGCUUCUGGACUGGCGGGUGGAGUCUGACCACUACAUUUUGGUCCUAGAGCGGCCCGUUCCCUCUGAGGAACUGAACUGGUUUCUCCUGCGGCAAAUGGUGAACAUUGAAGAAGAUGUGUCAUGGGUCAUCAUGCGCCAGGCAACAUUCGCAGCUCAAACAUGCUGCCGACGUGGAGUGUUGCACCGGGAUAUUAAGAUGGAAAACAUUCUUAUUAACCCGGACACACUCAAAGUGAAAUUAAUUGACUUUGGGUGUGGUGAUUUCCUCGUCCUUACUGGUAUGUAUGAUUCCUCAAAGCUCACAAGAGAGUACUGCCCUCCUGAAUAUCUGAUGACCGGCCAGUACCACGGGGAACCAGCGACAUUGUGGUCUCUGGGGAUCCUCUUGUUUGCAUUGCUGUGUGGAGAUUUCCCAAAAAUACAAGUCCUGGAAAAGAUUAACAGUAACACCUGGGCCAAAGAUGGUUUGUCGAAAGAAUGCUGCGAUAUUAUUUGUCGCUGUCUGCAGUUUGACCCAAAGCAGCGGAUUGAACUGGAGAAACUCAGUCUCCACAACUGGUUUAUGAUGCUGGAUAACAUGAUCAUCAGCUCUUACUAA
Molecule: messenger RNA, 639 nt
Organism: Sinocyclocheilus rhinocerous
Lineage: Eukaryota; Metazoa; Chordata; Actinopteri; Cypriniformes; Cyprinidae
Product: serine/threonine-protein kinase pim-2-like
Exons: 4
Biological process (GO): regulation of mitotic cell cycle; protein autophosphorylation; negative regulation of apoptotic process
Cellular component (GO): cytoplasm
Molecular function (GO): ATP binding; protein serine/threonine kinase activity
Source: RefSeq, a predicted model, not a curated record